AUGAGCGGAAUUUUUCUCUAUCUUGGUGCUGUCCUGCUGAACGCAGGCUCUCUCUUCUUCCAGGUCUUUUUUGUGGUUAUGUACUCUGACCUGGAGGCCGACUUCAUCAACCCCAUCGAUCUGUGCAACAAACUCAACGUGUACAUCCGACCCGAGGCUGGUCUGCAACUCUUCACCUCCCUGUUGUUGCUUAUCAACUUCAAGUGGUUCUCCUUCCUCAUCAACCUGCCCAUGAUUCUCUUCAACGUGCGAUACAUUUUCCUCGAUUGGCCCCAGUACAAGCUGGAUGCCACUGAGAUUUUCCGAACGCUCAACAAGUACAAGAAGCAGUCUUUCAUCAAGCUGGGCUUCUACUUCUUCCUCUUCUUUUACUACCUCUACUGCAUGAUCAUGGCUAUUGUGGAGAGCGAGAAAUAG
Molecule: messenger RNA, 417 nt
Organism: Yarrowia lipolytica CLIB122
Lineage: Eukaryota; Fungi; Ascomycota; Dipodascomycetes; Dipodascales
Biological process (GO): endoplasmic reticulum to Golgi vesicle-mediated transport
Cellular component (GO): COPII-coated ER to Golgi transport vesicle; endoplasmic reticulum membrane
Source: RefSeq, a predicted model, not a curated record